Messenger RNA from Clupea harengus (Atlantic herring), 951 nucleotides. Its product is annotated as N-acetyllactosaminide alpha-1,3-galactosyltransferase-like. The transcript is spliced from 4 exons. The coding region runs from base 4 to 933 and encodes 309 amino acids. NCBI's taxonomy places the organism in Eukaryota, Metazoa, Chordata, Actinopteri, Clupeiformes, Clupeidae. Gene Ontology annotation, molecular function: hexosyltransferase activity. The record is from RefSeq and is a predicted model, not a curated record. Gene Ontology annotation, biological process: carbohydrate metabolic process. Gene Ontology annotation, cellular component: vesicle; Golgi apparatus; membrane.
AAAAUGGGUGUUCCCACUUUUUCUAUGUGUGACUGUGGUGCUCUUCAUCUUACACCAGUAUACAAUUUCCAGUGGGUAUUUUACUGCAAUGAAGAAGUGUACUUUGCCCCCUGGUCAAGAUGGGACGUUCAAACAUGCACAUCAUGGAGAGCUCCAAUAAUGUGGAAUGAGAUGUUUGAAAAAGCAAUCUACGAUCAAUACCAUGUAGAAAAGGACACAUCUGUAGCCCUAACAGUGUUUGCCGUCGGAAGGUAUUUGGAGGUCUACUUGAAAGAGUUUUUAAUAUCAGCAGAAAGGCAUUUCAUGGUGGGCUUGCCUGUGGACUACUACAUCUUCACUGAUGUCCCGCAUAAUGUUCCCACUGUCCAGCUGGCACCAGGACGGACACUGCGAGCGAUCCCGGUAAAGAAGUACGAGCGCUGGCAGGACAUCUCCAUGAUGCGCAUGAAGGCCAUCACAGAGGCCAUCGACAACCUCAUCAGCACGCGCAACCAGUAUGUGUUCUGCAUGGACGUCGACCAGGUCUUUGUUGGGCCAUUUGGCUCCGAGGCCCUCGGGGAUUCAGUGGCCUUACUGCAUGCAUAUUUCUACAAGAGCUCAGUAACAGAGUAUACGUAUGACCGAAACCCUAAAUCAGUGGCUUACAUGAAUGACGGGGACUACUAUUACCACGCUGCUGUCUUUGGUGGCACCUGGCAAAACGUGAGGAACAUCACGGAAAGUUGCCAUCGGGGGAUUAAGACGGAUAAGGUAAAUGACGUUGAGGCCCUUUGGCAUGACGAGAGUCACUUGAAUAAGUACUUUUGGCUUCACAAGCCCAGCAAAGUGCUUUCGCCAGAAUACUUAUGGGCUUCGGAGAUUGGCUUCACUUAUGAAAUCCAUGUCCGUAGAAUGAUCUGGGCUGAAAAGCACUACGGGGUCCUCAGGGAUUAGAAAUUGACCAUGAAGAAU